AUGUUCGGCCCGUUCCGCAUGACCUCGCCGCUAUCGGGCGGUCUCCUCUGGAAGAUCCCCUGGCGUCUGUCCAAGUUCCAGAAGAGGCGGCAGCGCAUGAGGCUCCGAGCCGUGGACCAGGUGGUCGCGACGCUGGACGCGGCGCUGGCGAAGAAGGGGGAGACUCUGGAGGCUUUAGAGAGGUGGAAGGCUGAGAUGCCUACGGAAGCGGAGAUGUUGCCGAGGGAUAAGUAUACGAUGUUUGAUAGGAAGGUUAAAGGGUAUAGGAAGGGAAUUCACAAGCUACCGAAGUGGACGAGGGUUUCUCAGCGAGUCAACCCCCCCGGUUACUAA
Molecule: messenger RNA, 333 nt
Organism: Scedosporium apiospermum
Lineage: Eukaryota; Fungi; Ascomycota; Sordariomycetes; Microascales; Microascaceae
Exons: 2
Coding region: 1-333 (110 amino acids)
Cellular component (GO): mitochondrial large ribosomal subunit
Molecular function (GO): structural constituent of ribosome
Source: RefSeq, a predicted model, not a curated record